CCUGUCGGGCGGGUGCGCUGGGCACGAGGGGCCGGGGCCGGGGCCGGGCGGGGAGCGCCCGGCGGGCGCCAUGGAGGGGCUUCGGCGGGGCCUGUCGCGCUGGAAGCGCUACCACAUCAAAGUGCACCUGGCGGACGAGGCGCUGCUGCUGCCGCUCACCGUGCGGCCGCGCGACACGCUCAGCGACCUGCGCGCCCAGCUGGUGGGCCAGGGCGUGAGCUCCUGGAAGCGCACCUUCUACUACAACGCGCGGCGGCUGGACGACCACCAGACGGUGCGCGACGUGCGCCUGCAGGACGGCUCCGUGCUGCUGCUCGUCAGCGACCCCAGACUAUAAACUUUACGAUGGCAUUGUUGUUCAUCCUCUUCACUGCUGCCUGGCACAUAGUAGUCUGGGUUGGAGGAGGUGGAGCCAUGACCGAGGGGACCGAAGAUGCUGGCUGAAGGAGCAGGCUGGGUGGGGGACACCUUCGGGAGGUUCUGGGCUCCUAGGGUGGACAGUGAAACACUGGCCUGACCAGCUGAUGCCCACUGCCAUGGACAGUCCUGAGGGAGCCCCACUCCCUGACACUGAGCGAGGACAUUGUCGCCCCAACCCAGCCAAUCAGGUUGUACUGUGUGACCUGAGGCCAUGCCGCAGGAACCACUGUGCCAGCUUGGGCAGCAUGUGAAGAGAAGCACAGAGGAGAGAGGAGAGGAAAUCAGGCAGCACCUCUCCCACCUUGUACAUUCUCUUGGCCCAAGCUGUGCCCCUGCGAAAGGCACCUUCCACACCCCUCUCUGCGGCUCCAGCCCAACUGGAAUUCCAGCCUCCUCCAGGAAGUCUUCUCGGAUGCCCUCCUGCCCAGCCAGUGAGCACCGCAUCCUCUUGUGGGUCCCCACGAGCUCCUCUACUGUGAACAGCCUUGGCUGUGGGGUAUAGCCAGUCGCUCAGGAAAUCUCAAAUGACUGAAGGUGGAGGCUGGGGGACGCAGCCCGCUCCCCGUUCUCCAGCGGCGUUCUGUGUUCUACCCUUUUCCCCAAAUAUCUCCUCUCAUUGCAUCUGUGCCCGCCCCCUUGGCGUGCCCUCCCUUAAUGCCUUGCCCCCUGCCUGCUGCAUGGGGUUUCCUGGUUGUGUCGGAAGGACUCUGGUCGAGUAGGCAGAGAUCUGGGGGCCCCUGUGCCUGGGACAGCACUGAGGCUUGGGUGGUAAUCUUUUCUUUUUCUUUUUCUCCAUUGCACUCAUUUGUAUUGUGACAAUAAAGCACGUUUCUGCACAGUCCCAGA
This is a messenger RNA of Myotis daubentonii (Daubenton's bat), 1266 nucleotides long. It is a transcript of the gene TINCR, whose product is annotated as TINCR ubiquitin domain containing. The transcript has 4 exons. The record is from RefSeq and is a predicted model, not a curated record. The coding region runs from base 71 to 337 and encodes 88 amino acids. Gene Ontology annotation, molecular function: protein binding. NCBI's taxonomy places the organism in Eukaryota, Metazoa, Chordata, Mammalia, Chiroptera, Vespertilionidae.